GAAUACCGAGUAUCAAGAAUUUGCAACGGAGUACCUUAGCUCCAUGGAGGCACAGUUACAAGCAAGGGGGGAGGGAAGUCUCCCUAGCAAGCCAACGGCGAUGUCUUUGGAUUGGAGCGAGACAGGCAGCAGCCAGACACAAGGUGGAGGAAGUCCUCUACAAGAAGUGCAAUCUUCUGCUUCAACUCUUACAUUCGCAGCGGAUAUGGAAGCAGAUAGUCACGUAGAGAGCGAUAGUGACGACACAACUCUUAGCGAGGCACCACCUCUUAUUCAAAGACGAUCUACCCUCUGUCUAGGCAAACCUGCAAAGAACCAACAGCCUCUUAGAGAUUGGCUUACUCCUGGUUAUGAUGUAUACGUCAUUACACUGCAGGAGGUCACUAGGGAGGAUUCAACAACCGUGCCUUCUUAUUCGUGUGCGGUCUCUGUCUGUACACCUCACACAGAUGAUAACAUCUUCUGCGCCAUUGGGCUGUAUCUCGAGGUAGAACAUGGAGAACGUUUCCAUCGAGUUAAAAUGGGAGACGGAAAAAUAUCAGGGUUAGGGAAGGGGGCAUGGACAAAGAUGAAGGCAACUUCCAUGGCCUGUUGGAUAAGGGAAUCUGUGCGCUCUCCUCGGGGGCCUGUGACCCCCUUGGCGUACAGAGCAUUCUCGUUCACAAGGAUUAAUGGCAGCAAAGGUGCCUUAACUUUGGUGUUAAAGAUAUACGACCAAGUUGUUUGCUUCGUCGGGUGUCAUAUGCCUGCCUCGGGAGUCAAAGGCCGCUUCCGAGCUCGGCAGCACAUUCGGCAGAAGCUUGCUCAGGUGUAUUCAAAUUCUUCGGAAGUAGAUUUUACUCGUGUCUUCCAUCACGUCAUUUGGGCAGGAGAUUUCAAUUUUAGACUCCAAGCAGCUCCUGAGGUCUACAUGCCGCUGCUGGAGAAGCAGGACAUGGAGAGCCUGCUGCAGUACGACGAGUGCAGAGAAGACUUCGGGCAAGACAUGGCUCUACAUCAAAUGCGGGAAGCUCCUGUAAGGUUUUUGCCCACCUACAAAAAGGCAGAUGGCCGUCCGCCUCUAAAUACCGACGACCCUGAUUGGAUAUUAAAGGAAUAUCAAACACAAAUGAAAAAGGGAGUCUUAGGGCAAAGGAAAAUGGUAGAAAGACCCCCUUCGUGGUGCGACCGCGUCUUCUUCUGGUCUAUGCCGGCAGUCAUUGCAAACCUGCAAGCCAUCCCAGGAGCCUAUUUUGCAGCGGAGCCCAAAGAACCAAGUGUAUUAAUGGCUAGUGACCACGCGCCUGUAGGCUGUGGCCUUGAACUCUUUGCCCUAAGAGAAACAGCGCCUCCCGUCUUCUUUGAGAUCAACAACCCGGCAGAGACAGUUUCCGCGAAGAGACAGCUGGCAAGCUAA
Molecule: messenger RNA, 1396 nt
Organism: Eimeria maxima
Lineage: Eukaryota; Apicomplexa; Conoidasida; Eucoccidiorida; Eimeriidae
Product: endonuclease/exonuclease/phosphatase domain-containing protein, putative
Exons: 10
Biological process (GO): phosphatidylinositol dephosphorylation
Molecular function (GO): phosphatase activity
Source: RefSeq, a predicted model, not a curated record